Prorocentrum cordatum is the source of this 636-nucleotide messenger RNA. The record is from the annotation of a GenBank genome assembly. NCBI's taxonomy places the organism in Eukaryota, Dinophyceae, Prorocentrales, Prorocentraceae.
AUGCCCCGCGCCAUGGCGCCGCGCAGGAGCGCCCGCGUCACCCGGCUGGCUCUGCUCGCCCUCGCGGCGGUCGCGCUGUACCGCUUCGCCGCGCCCGCCUUCGUCUCCCCACCCCGCGCCAGUGAGGCCCCGGGCGCCGCCGUCGGCACCGCCGCGCUCGCCGGCGCCGUGGGGGCCUCGCUGCCCCUCCCCGCGCGCGCCAUCGAGCUCACGUACGAGGGGUUCGGCGCGCCGGAGCUGCUCGUGAUCGCCCUGCCGUGGCUGAUCGCCGUGCCCGGGUUCACCCAGUGGCUGAUGGUCCAGCCCUUCAAGGACGAGGACGUCAAGGGCUCUCGCUGCCGGCGCCUCCCUGGGGCCGGCCGCCGGGCAGCUGUGUGGCUCGCCCGUCGAGCGCCGCGGGCGAGCGACCUCCCGAGGCAGCAGGCAAAGGACGUGCGCGCAGGCCACGGGCGCUGGCGCGCGGCAGUGCCCGCGGAGGCCGCCCUGCGGUCCGCAGCCCUGGCGUCGGUGAAAAGGCGAAGCAGGCCCCCAGCCCCGUGGGCGGGCCGGGCGUGGCGGGCGCCUUUGCCGGCGUGGCAGGGACAGCGCUGUCGCCGCCCUCCUUGUUGGGGGGAGAGGCGGCAGGAGCCCCCAUGA